Molecule: messenger RNA, 1294 nt
Organism: Xenopus tropicalis (tropical clawed frog)
Lineage: Eukaryota; Metazoa; Chordata; Amphibia; Anura; Pipidae
Gene: was
Product: WASP actin nucleation promoting factor
Biological process (GO): defense response; immune response; actin filament organization
Cellular component (GO): cytoplasm; cytoskeleton; nucleus
Molecular function (GO): actin binding; identical protein binding
Source: RefSeq, marked provisional
CGGAGCAUGAGUCGAGGGGGACCAAAAGCGGCAGUCCGCCAGCAGGACAAUGUCUCUUCUAGCCUCCUUUUGCCCCAGGAGAACCAGAAGGUAUUCCAGCUGCUUGGACGGAAGUGCACGACGCUGGCGACAACGGUGGUUCAGCUGCUCGUGGUGCAGGGCGGCGACCGGUGGGCAAAGCAAUUCCUGGGGGUCCUGUGUUUGGUGAAGGACAAUCCCCGCCGUUCCUACUACUUCCAGCUGUUUGAUCUGCAGGAGGAGAAGGCAGUGUGGGAGCAGGAGUUGUACGAGCAGCUGAGGUACCUCCCGGCCCGGCCCUACUUCCAUACCUUCUGCUCCGACGAGUGCCAGACCGGCCUAAACUUUGCAGACGAGGCUGAAGCUGCAGAUUUCCAAGUGGUUGUAGAAGAGAAACUGAAGAAGAAACAGCACAGACAGGACAGACGGCAGAACUUACCUCCCCCCCCUCCAGUAUCGGAUGACCGACGGACCUCCCUACCUCUGCCGCCCCCCCCAGGGCCAGGACCUUUCCCUAAUGGACCCAGCAGCCCCCAGCCUCUGGCCCCCUCCCAAAGCCUUAACAUGCCCGCAGUCAGCAUCCCCAACCCCGAUAUCACUUCCGCCAGGUACCGGGCCCUCAGCGCCCCCGCUGACAAGGGCAAGAACAAGAAAGGGAAGAAGAAGUUCUCCAAGGCUGAUAUCGGAGCGCCGAGCGGCUUCAAGCACGUCAGUCACGUAGGCUGGGAUCCCAACAGUGGGUUUGAUGUGAACCAGCUGGACCCCGACAUUCGCAACCUCUUCAGCCGCGCAGGGAUCAGCGACGCUCAGCUAAAAGAUGCCGAAACCUCCAAACUCAUCUAUGACUUUAUAGAGCAGCAGGGAGGGGUGGAGGCCGUGAAGAACGAGAUGAGAAGAGGAGAGACUGCGCCUCCACCUCCUCCCCCAUCCCGAAAUGCACCCCCAGCACCUACCCCCAGUCGCGGAAGGACUGGCCCAUUACCUCCACCUCCUGUUCGUGGAUCAAGUGCUCCCCCACCUCCGCCUCCAUCCCGGAGUACCCCACCGAUCCCACCUCCGACUGCACGCUCUGGAGGCCCUCCGCCUCCUCCCCCACCCCCACCAUCAAUCCCAGCACCGCCUCCAACAAGUGGGCCAGCCCCUCCUCCACCCCCCCCAGUGUCAGGAACUCAGAGCAUCCCAUCCCCAACACCUUCAGGAGGACGCGGUGCCCUAUUGGAUCAGAUUCGGCAGGGGACCAAGUUGAAUAAGCGAGAACCUCCUCUCUUUUGCCAGC